UCUUUUACAGUAGUAGACCAGUCAGGCACGCAGACGUUGAUAUUUUCCUUCGAAGCAGUUGCAAUCUCGCGAAGACAGCUAGCAUCUUUUCUAACGGUUACGGACUACUUUUUAGGUCGCGCCAAAACAUUUUAUUUUCUCAGUCGUGAAUAUUCUUCCUAAGACAAAAUGAGAGAAAUUGUUCAUCUUCAAGCGGGACAGUGUGGUAACCAGAUCGGAUCUAAGUUUUGGGAAGUCAUUUCCGAUGAACAUGGCAUCGAUCCAACAGGAAACUACGUUGGAGAUUCGCCGCUGCAGUUGGAGCGGAUCAACGUGUAUUACAACGAGGCGUCUGGUGGCAAAUAUGUUCCCCGUGCGAUUUUGGUGGACCUCGAGCCGGGAACCAUGGACUCAGUGCGUUCCUCGCCAUUCGGACAGCUUUUCCGCCCGGACAAUUUUAUCUACGGUCAAAGCGGAGCUGGUAACAACUGGGCUAAGGGACAUUAUACUGAGGGUGCCGAACUAGUCGAUUCUGUGCUGGAUGUGGUGCGCAAGGAAGCGGAAGGCUGCGAUUGUCUGCAAGGUUUCCAGCUGACUCACUCACUGGGUGGCGGCACUGGGUCUGGCAUGGGUACUCUGCUUAUCUCCAAGAUUCGUGAGGAGUAUCCCGAUCGCAUCAUGACAACGUUCAGCGUGGUUCCAUCGCCUAAGGUGUCUGACACAGUGGUCGAACCAUAUAACGCGACAUUGUCAGUCCAUCAGUUGGUUGAGAACACGGAUGAGACGUUUUGCAUUGACAACGAGGCGCUGUACGACAUCUGCUUCCGCACACUGAAGCUGACCACUCCGACAUACGGCGAUCUGAACCACCUGGUGUCGGCCACGAUGUCCGGCGUGACCACUUGUCUGCGUUUCCCCGGCCAGCUGAAUGCUGAUUUGCGUAAAUUGGCUGUCAACAUGGUGCCCUUCCCGCGUCUGCAUUUCUUUAUGCCCGGCUUCGCCCCGCUGACAGCCCGCGGUAGUGCGCAGUACCGUUCCCUGUCCGUAUCGGAGUUGACUCAACAAAUGUUCGACUCCAAGAACAUGAUGGCGGCUUGUGAUCCACGCCAUGGUCGCUAUCUCACGGUUGCUGCCAUCUUCCGUGGUAGGAUGAGUAUGAAGGAAGUUGAUGAUCAGAUGCUGCAGAUCCAGAAUAAGAACAGCAGCUUCUUCGUUGAAUGGAUUCCUAACAAUGUUAAGACUGCCGUGUGCGAUAUUCCACCCCGCGGGCUCAAGAUGUCUGGAACAUUUAUUGGCAACAGCACCGCCAUCCAGGAACUUUUCAAACGCAUUGGCGAACAGUUUACGGCCAUGUUCCGCCGAAAAGCCUUCUUGCAUUGGUACACUGGUGAAGGUAUGGACGAAAUGGAGUUCACCGAGGCCGAAUCCAACAUGAAUGAUCUGGUAUCGGAGUAUCAGCAAUACCAAGAAGCGACGGCCGAGGAUGAGGGCGAGUUUGAGGAGGAACGUGCUGAACCAGAAACUGAAGGCGCAUAAAUUAAACGCGCAUCUUGGAACUUAGAUCUUUGCCCAUGUCAACUGGACUGGUUGACAUGGACAGAGAUCUUGAGUUCCAAGAUGAACACUUGUCUCACUUUAUGUAUCAUUCGUCAUUUGAUCACUUUGAUCAUCAAAGUUAAUUUACUGUACUUACAAGUUCGCUUUUUAUUCGGUGUGUUUUAGCGGUAUGUUAUCGUGUACCCUUUUUUAUUGUGUGUUUGUGUGGAAACAUAAUGACUUUUUCUGGAUUAUUCUGUAAUUUGGUCGACUUUUUAUCUGAGUAAAUAGGUAAUUUGUGAA
This is a messenger RNA of Paramacrobiotus metropolitanus, 1818 nucleotides long. Its product is annotated as tubulin beta chain-like. Lineage: Eukaryota; Metazoa; Tardigrada; Eutardigrada; Parachela; Macrobiotidae. Gene Ontology annotation, molecular function: GTPase activity; structural constituent of cytoskeleton; GTP binding. The coding region runs from base 169 to 1515 and encodes 448 amino acids. Gene Ontology annotation, cellular component: microtubule; cytoplasm. Gene Ontology annotation, biological process: mitotic cell cycle; microtubule cytoskeleton organization. The record is from RefSeq and is a predicted model, not a curated record. The transcript is spliced from 7 exons.